Molecule: messenger RNA, 2688 nt
Organism: Saimiri boliviensis boliviensis (Bolivian squirrel monkey)
Lineage: Eukaryota; Metazoa; Chordata; Mammalia; Primates; Cebidae
Gene: PLAT
Product: plasminogen activator, tissue type
Biological process (GO): plasminogen activation; platelet-derived growth factor receptor signaling pathway; smooth muscle cell migration
Cellular component (GO): extracellular region
Molecular function (GO): serine-type endopeptidase activity
Source: RefSeq, a predicted model, not a curated record
GCUUUAUAAAAACAGGCCCCGCCCCAGCUCCCUCAUGGGCCUGUCCACUGGGCAUCCUCCUGCCGCACAGAAACCCGCCCAGCCGGGGCCAGCGACCCACCCCCUGCCUGGGAACUUAAAGGAGGCCGGAGCUGUUCAGGGAGCUCAGAGCUGCGAUCCUACGGGAGUCCAGGGCUGGAGAGAAAACCUCUUUGAGGAAAGCAAGGAGCAAGUCGCGAAUUUCAGGGACGCUGUGAAGCAGUUAUGAGUACGGUGAAGACAGGGCUCUGCUGUGUGCUGCUGCUCUGUGGAGCAGUCUUCGCCUGGCGCAGCCAGGAAAUUCAUGCCCGAUUCAGAAGAGGAGCCAGAUCUUACCGAGCGCUCUGCAGAGAUGAGAAAACGCAGAUGAUAUACCAGCAGCACGAGUCAUGGCUGCGCCCCGUGAUCAGAAGCAACCGGGUAGAAUAUUGCUGGUGCAACAGCGGCAGGGCACAGUGCCACUCCGUGCCCAUCAAAAGUUGCAGCGAGCCGAGGUGUUUUAAUGGGGGCACCUGCCAGCAGGCCCUGUACUUCUCAGAUUUCGUGUGCCAGUGCCCCGAAGGAUUUACUGGGAAGCAAUGUGAAAUAGAUACCAAGGCCACGUGCUACAAGGACGAGGGCAUCAGCUACAGGGGCACCUGGAGCACAGCAGAGAGCGGCGCUGAGUGCACCAACUGGAACAGCAGCGCGCUGGCCCAGAAGCCCUACAGCGGGCGGAGGCCGGACGCCAUCAGGCUGGGCCUGGGGAACCACAACUACUGCAGAAACCCGGACAGAGACUCAAAGCCCUGGUGCUAUGUCUUCAAGGCAGGAAAGUACAGCUCGGAGUUCUGCAGCACCCCCGCCUGCUCCAAGGGAGAAAAUGGUGACUGCUACUUUGGGAAAGGGUUAGCCUACCGUGGCACCCACAGCCUCACCACAUCGGGUGCCUCCUGCCUCCCGUGGAAUUCCAUGAUCCUGAUAGACAAGGUUUACACGGCAUACAACCCCAAUGCCCAGGCACUGGGCCUGGGCAAACAUAAUUUCUGCCGGAAUCCUGAUGGGGAUACCAAGCCCUGGUGCCAUGUGCUGAAGAACCGCUGGCUGACGUGGGAGUACUGUGAUAUGCCCUCGUGCUCCACCUGUGGCCUGAGACAGUACAACCAGCCUCAGUUCCGCAUCAAAGGAGGGCUCUUUGCCGACAUCGCCUCCCACCCCUGGCAGGCUGCCAUCUUCGCCAAGUACAGGAGGUCGCCGGGAGAGCGGUUCCUGUGCGGGGGCAUCCUCAUCAGCUCCUGCUGGAUUCUCUCCGCCGCCCACUGCUUCCAGGAGAGGUUUCCGCCCCACCACCUGACGGUGAUCUUGGGCAGAACCUACCGGGUGGUCCCUGGUGAGGAGGAGCAGAAAUUUGAAGUAGAAAAAUACAUUGUCCAUAAGGAAUUCGAUGAUGACACUUACGACAAUGACAUUGCGCUGCUGCGGCUGAAGUCGGAUUCGUCCCACUGUGCCCAGGAGAGCAACGUGGUCCGCACCGUGUGCCUCCCGGCGGCUGACCUGCAGCUGCCCGACUGGACGGAGUGUGAGCUGUCUGGCUAUGGCAAGCAUGAGGCCACUUCUCCUUUCUAUUCGGAGCGGCUGAAGGAGGCUCAUGUCAGACUGUACCCAGCCAGCCGCUGCACAUCCCAACAUUUAUUUAACAGAACGGUCACCAGCAACAUGCUGUGUGCUGGAGACACUCGGAGCGGUGGGCCCCAGGCGAACCUGCACGACGCCUGCCAGGGCGAUUCGGGAGGCCCCCUGGUGUGUUCAAAGGAUGGCCGCAUGACUUUGGUGGGCAUCAUCAGCUGGGGCCUGGGCUGUGGAAAGAAGGAUGUCCCGGGUGUGUACACCAAGGUUACCAACUACCUAGACUGGAUUAAAGACAACAUGCGACCGUGACCGGGAACACUCGACUUCUCAAAAGCAAACGAGACCCACCUCUUCCUUUUCUUCAGAAGACACUGCAAGGGUGGAGUGCUUCUCCAUACAGACUUCUCCAGACCCACCACACCGCAGAGGUGGGAGGAGAGCCUCCAGGAGAGGGAAGAGUGCAUUUUCCCAGAUACUUCCCAUUUUGGAAGUUUUCAGGAGUUGGUCUGAUUUCAGUAUACUCCAUCAGAUGGGAAGACGUGAAUGCACACUCACCUCUCCAGGAAUACCUCCUCCCAGGGCAGAGAGUGGGCAUGCCACCAUUUUCAGCUAAGCCCAACCUCCUGACCUGUCACCAUGAGCACCUUUGGAAACAGGACCACAAAGAUAAAAGCAUGUCUCAAUAGUGAAACAAGAUCUUUCAGGAAAGACGGAUUACAUUAGAAAGAAACUGUAUAUUUAUAGUCACGAGAGCCCAGCAGGGCCUCAAAGUCGGGGUGGGCUGGCCAGCCAGCCAUGUUCCUCAAAAGCACCCUUAACAUCACGUCUCCUUCCCCUUUCCCUGCUCCCUGGCUCUGGGAAGGUAUUCCUUUUGUGUACAGUGUAAAGUGUAAAUCUUUUUUCUUUAUAAACUUUAGAGUAGAAUGAGAGAAUUUUUUAUUUGAGCAAGUAGGCUUCGGCAUAUUUAUAGCAAUCCACGUUAGUUUUUACUUUCUGUUGCCAUAACCCUGUAUUAUACUGUACUUAAUAAAUUCAGAUCUAUUUUUCACAGUUUUUCCAAAA